This is a messenger RNA of Phaedon cochleariae (mustard beetle), 1043 nucleotides long. The record is from the annotation of a GenBank genome assembly. NCBI's taxonomy places the organism in Eukaryota, Metazoa, Arthropoda, Insecta, Coleoptera, Chrysomelidae.
AUAUUUCGAGUUUUUAUUGUUUUUUUGUCACUAUUUUACGAUGCAACAUGACGAUGUGGUAUGGAGUAUCAUCAACAAAUCAUUCUGUUCUUACAAAUCCCAAACAAAAACCCAAAAAUUCUGUAGAAACGAAUAUAACCUGACAGGUUUGUGCAACCGAUCCUCAUGUCCACUAGCGAAUAGUCAAUACGCUACCAUCAAAGAAGAAAAUGGUAUCAUAUAUCUUUAUAUGAAAACUGCUGAAAGAUCAGCAUUUCCUAGGAAAACCUGGGAGAAGGUGAAACUAUCCAGGAACUUUGAGAAGGCCAUACACCAAAUUAAUGAGAAUUUAUUAUACUGGCCUGGAUUUAUCAAGUCAAAAUGUAAACAGAGGUUUGUGAAAAUAACUCAGUAUCUUAUUCGGAUGAGAAAACUGAAGUUGCGUAGGCAAAAACUCAUUGUUCCCAUUCAAAGUAAAAUAGAAAGAAGAGAGAAACGUAGGGAAGAAAAAGCUCUGAUAGCUGCAAGAAUAGAAAAGGGUGUAGAGAAAACACUGUUGGACAGAUUGAAGAAGGGUGUCUACAAAGAUUUAUACAACAUUUCACAGAAAGCAUUUGAUGAUGCUGAACAAGAGAAAGAAUUAGAAUCAGAUGAGGAAGUGGAAGAAGAACAGGAAUUGGAAAAUGAAUUGGAGAUGGAGCAAGAAGAUGAUGGACCUGAAUUUGUAGCAGCAGAUUCAGAUGAUGAGAGUGAUUAUGAGAGUGAUAGUGGCAAGGCUGAAAUUGUUGACUUUGAUGGCAGUUUUGAAUCUUCAGAAAACUCUGAUAUUGAAGAUAUAACACCAAGUUUGCCAAUGAAAAGUAAAACACCUCUCAGCAAAAACAAGGCAGACAAAUAUGGUUCAACUGGCAAGAAACUACAAAGACCAAGGGUGGAAAUUGAGUAUGAACUUGAACAAGCUGGGUCAUCAAGAGAAAAAGUUGUGUAAUCCAAUAUGUUUUGCAAUUUUAUUAAAUAUACUGAAACCAUUCCUCAUUUUUUCUUCUACUUCCAAUAACUGCCAA